GAAUUGGGUGUCAGGCUCCCUUUGCUGUUUUGGAGAGGAGCUCACAGUCCCUGUCAGGACACACGUCUGGCUUUGUGUACAUCCAUUGUGUGCUUCAGAUCCUCACAACCCAAGACCCAGGCUGUGCAAGCUCUGCCAGGCAAUCACUGGGAGUGCUAUUUGUGCAGGGCCCUUUGCUGAAUGAUUAUAUACAGCACCAAUCUGGCUAUUUCGAACAUCCAGCAUAAUCUUCUAAUAUCCCAGAGCUCAAGAAAACAUGGCAGACGAAGAUCUUAUCUUCCGCAUGGAAGGCCUCGACAACAGCCGUGUAAUAAGAGAAGGGACCUCAGAUUACAGCAAGGCCGACAGUGAUGACGAAGACAACUUCUUCAUCUGCUCCAUAACUGAUGACCCAGCCUCACAUCAUGAGGCCAACAAAAAGAAUUCACGUUUUUUCAGCAACUUGAGAAAAGAAAAUGUGUAUGGGACCAGCUCUUCUCCGAGAAACACCUUUAGUUUUAAGAAUGACAAACGCCACUUUUCUAAGCAUGGCUGCUUGACUGAUCGAGGUCGGGAAGCUUGGAAACAUGCUAUUCAGAAGGCCAAACAGAUGCCUGAUCCCUGGGCCGAGUUCCACUUGGAAGACAUAGAGACAGAACAUGGUAUCAGACACAGGUACAAUGCGGUGUCUGGCCAGUGGGUACAAGAUGAUGUAUUGAUCAAAAUGGCUUCUCAAGCAUUUGGUCGUGGAGCUAUGAGAGAAUGCUACAGAACGAAAAAACUCUCCAAUUUUUCGCACAAGCAGCAGUGGAAAAGUGCUUAUAACUAUGUAGCCAAACGCUACCUAGAAACUGUAGAUCGAGAUGUAUACUUUGAAGAUGUCCGACUUCAAAUGGAAGCCAAACUUUGGGGAGAGGAGUAUAACAGACACAAGCCCCCAAAACAGGUGGAUAUUGUGCAAAUGUGCAUAAUUGAAAUGAAAGACAGACCGGGCAAACCUCUGUUCCACUUAGAACAUUACAUUGAGGGAAAAUACAUUAAGUACAACUCGAAUUCUGGAUUUGUACGCGAUGACAACAUACGUCUCACCCCACAGGCUUUUAGUCACUUUACAUUUGAGCGUUCGGGACAUCAGAUGAUUGUUGUUGACAUUCAAGGAGUUGGGGAUUUAUACACAGACCCACAAAUCCACACCGAAAGUGGGACUGACUUUGGAGAUGGCAAUUUAGGUGUGCGAGGUAUGGCCUUGUUUUUUCACUCACAUGCCUGUAACCGGAUUUGUAAAAGUAUGAUGCUGACGCCAUUUGACCUUUCACCUGGCGAGAAGGUCGCUUUGGACAACAGCGCUAAAAUGCUGCAAUCUGCUCAGACUGUUGUACGCGGCACAGUGGAGAAAUGCGGAAGCCCCCGGGUUCGAACCAUGUCUGGCAGCCGUCCUCCUCUGCUCUCACGACUCUCUGAAAACUCGGGAGAUGAAAACAUGAGCGACAUGUUUGAUUCUCUGCCCAACUCCCCAUCACCAGCCACCCCUCACGGUCACAGAUUCGAUGUGCACGGUUGGCCAAUUUUCAAUGAAGUGGAUAAUUUGGACAAUGAAGAGAACAACAAUCUGGACAAUCACAGAGACUCAGAGAAUGGUGGUGACAGUGGAUGUCCUAGUGAAAAGAGAAGUGAAUCCGAUGAAAUGGAACCUCGGCAUCCUCACAAUUGCGGUAGAAGACGCCUUGAAUCAGAAUCCGAAGACGGUUUUGGAAAGAGCAGAGGUGUUGUAAAUAAGGCCUAUCUGAUCUCUAGAAACAGCCCCAGGAGUAAACUGGUCACAGUGGAGAAAUGGAACCAGUUUCACGCAGCCCGUGUCCACAUUCACCGACCUUCCUGUGUCGCAGUGGAAGUCCAACGCCUGAACGCUUUAGAACUUGAGAAGAAGAUUGGAAAAUCCAUCCUUGGGAAGGUUCACUUGGCUAUGGUGCGUUAUCAUGAAGCUGGACGCUUGUGUGAAAAAGAUCAGGAAUGGGAUCACGAUUCUGCAAUUUUUCACCUCGAACACGCAGCUAAUCUCGGAGAACUGGAAGCCAUCAUUGGCCUUGGACUCAUGUAUUCUCAGUUGUCCCAUCACAUACUCACCGACAUCUCUGUGCCGGACACAGAGGAGAACAGAAUUAAAGGAUUUAAUUAUUUGUUGAUGUCAGCAGAAGCUGGAGAUCGACCUUCAAUGAUUCAUGUGGCUCGAGCAUAUGAUACCGGUAUAAACUUGGGAUCAGACAGGUUGCAGGACUGGGAGCAGGCUCUGUUCUGGUACAAUUCUGCGCUGAACAUGACCGAUUAUGACGAGGGAGGAGAAUAUGAUGGAACUCAGGAUGAGCCCAAGUACAUGCUGCUGGCCAGGGAAGCUGAGAUGCUGGUGGCAGGCGGGUAUAACUUGGAGAAAGAUCCACAGAAAGCUGGUGAUCUGUACACAGAAGCCGCUGAAUCGGCCAUGGAGGCCAUGAAAGGCAGGCUGGCCAAUCAGUACUAUCAGAAGGCAGAGGAGGCCUGGGCACUCAUGGAAGAGUAGUCCCCUACUCCUUGAACAUAUAAGAAUGGCAGCUUAACAAAAAUACAAAACAUGCAAAAAGGAGUGUGGUUUACAUUGAUAACCAAAUGAUGGUUUUGUCCCUGGAUUAUCCUAAUGCUUGUUUACAUUGAGACACAAAGCAUAAAAGAUGUUAUUGUUAACGAGUGCAUAUUCCCCUUUGCGGCACAUUAAGCAGCUGCCUCCAGCACUUUUUUUUUUUUUUUAGCAGAAUGCUGUGAAAGGCAGGUGGGCCUCCCUAAUUUUUAACGGAGGCCCCUCACCUAUCCAUAGAAACUAUCAUUUUAACUUUUGAGUGGAGGUCACAAGAUAUAUGUGCCUGUUGGUGUCUGGGUUUUAAGUCCUGCUUUGCAUGAAGACACUUUUUGUAAAAACAUUUCUCAUUUCCCAUUGUCUAUAUCCCUGGCUUUCAGGUCCCACAAUGCUCUGUUGCAUCCAGAAUAAGAUGAAUUAUCAGUGCAAAAUGCCUUUCAUGUCCUUGGUCGUCAAAUUGCUAAACCAUCAUACGCGCUUACAUCCCCCAUCCCUAUCUGGUACUGAUGUUAGUUGCAACAAAGUUCUUCUGAAAUGUACAUUGUAACAAAAGUCAUGGCAUAUUAGUAUAAAGGACUCAGGAAUCAAUAAUUAUGUAGUUUGACAGAAAUAACAUGAUGGCUGAUUUAUUUCUGUACCGUACUUUUACACUGAGAAUCAAAGGGCUUUUAAUACCUUUUGCUAAGAUUAUUAAUAUGCAAAGCAGUAAUGGCGCUUAAAACGGCAAAUAAUUACAAACUUAGAACGGCGGUGCAGCUGUGUUUUCUGGAGCUACUGACUGACUCACUUU
Molecule: messenger RNA, 3374 nt
Organism: Pelobates fuscus (common spadefoot toad)
Lineage: Eukaryota; Metazoa; Chordata; Amphibia; Anura; Pelobatidae
Gene: EEF2K
Product: eukaryotic elongation factor 2 kinase
Exons: 20
Coding region: 257-2533 (758 amino acids)
Biological process (GO): myosin II filament disassembly; response to differentiation-inducing factor 1; protein phosphorylation
Molecular function (GO): calcium ion binding; calmodulin binding; elongation factor-2 kinase activity
Source: RefSeq, a predicted model, not a curated record